AUGGAUGAAAUUUCAUCGGGCCUAGACACAUCAACGACAUUUCAGAUAGUCAAGUGUUUGCAACAGAUAGCACAUUUUACAGAAUCCACCAUUUUGAUGUCUCUCCUACAACCUUCUCCUGAGACUUUUAAUCUAUUUGAUGAUAUAAUUCUCUUAUCACAAGGCCAAAUUGUAUAUCAAGGCCCAAGAGAGCAUAUUGUCGAGUUUUUUCAAAGCUUAGGAUUCACAUGUCCAGAAAGAAAGGGAAUUGCCGAUUUCUUACAAGAGGUAAUAUCUAAGAAGGAUCAAGAACAAUAUUGGGCCAAUAAAGGGAAACCAUAUACCUACGUUUCAGUCUCUCAAUUCACCGAGCAUUUCAAGCAAUUUCAUGUUGGACAAACGCUCCAAAACGAUCUACUCAUGCCAUAUGAAAAAUCCCGGAAUCAAAAAGGAGCUCUAGUCUUCAAAAAGUACUUAGUCCCUAAAAAGGACCUCUUUAAGGCCUCUUUCGACAAAGAAAAGUUAUUGAUUAAAAGAACUGCAGUCGUGUAUAUAGCCAAGACUCUCCAAAUUAGCUUUGUGGCAAUUAUUGGAGCAACAAUGUUCUUGAGGACUAGAAUGCAUUCUAGAAAUGAAGAAGAUGGAGCCCUUUAUGUAGGAGCUCUUUUGUUUGCAUUGAUUACUAAUAUGUUUAAUGGUUUUCCUGAGCUUCCACUCACUAUAGAGAGACUUCCGGUGUUAUAUAAGCAUAGAGAGCUCUUUUUUCAUCCAACUUGGGCGUUUACAGUUCCAACUAUCUUGCUACGUGUGCCAAUCUCAUUGGUGGAGUCUACAGUUUGGACAAUAUUGACGUAUUAUACCAUUGGAUUUGCCCCUGAAGCUAGUAGGUUUUUCAAGCACUUCCUGUUGACCUUUUUGAUUCAGCAAAUGGCUUCAGGAAUAUUCAGACUCAUUGCUGCAGUUUGUAGAACAAUGACCAUAGCCAACACUGCUGGAACUCUCAUUCUAGAAGCAACUUUCCUUUUAGGUGGUAUUGUCCUUCCUAAAGGUCGAAUUCCCGACUGGUGGCAAUGGGCGUAUUGGGUUUCACCAUUAAGCUACGGUUUUAAUGCUUUAACUACAAAUGAAAUGUUUUCUCCAAGGUGGAUGAAUAAAUUGGGCUCUGACAAUUCUACAAAAUUGGGGGUAGUGGUUUUACAAAACUUUGGAGUAAACCCUAAUCAAAACUGGUUUUGGAUAGGAGCAGUUGCCCUUCUCGGUUUAGCUAUCCUUUUCAACAUUCUCUACACUUUAGCUCUCGUGUAUUUACCUCCUCCCGGAAAGCCACAAGCAAAUAUACUUCAAGAAGAGAAAAUAUCUACAUCGGUUUCGGUUGCAAAGACCUCAAGAGAAUCGGUGAUUCAGAAAAACCAAAAUAUAAAUGAAGAUUCAAGUCUUGAAGCGGCAGAUGCUAUGGCUCCCAAAAGAGGAAUGGUUCUUCCAUUUGCUCCACUUUCCAUGUCUUUUGAUAACAUAAGUUAUUAUGUGGAUAUGCCCCUCGCGAUGAAAGAACAAGGUGUUACAGACAACAAGCUCCAAUUACUUAGGGAAGUAUGUGGGGCCUUUCGGCCUGGAAUCCUAACAGCAUUAAUGGGAGUUAGUGGAGCAGGAAAGACAACUUUAAUGGAUGUCUUAGCAGGAAGAAAGACAGGUGGAUACAUAGAAGGUGAUAUCAGAAUCUCGGGAUUCCCUAAAGUUCAAGAAACUUUCACUAGGAUUUCGGGAUAUUGUGAACAAAAUGACAUUCAUUCACCACAAGUCACUGUCUAUGAAUCUUUGAUUUUUUCGGCUUUCCUUAGACUCCCCAAAGAUAUCAAUAAAGAAGAAAAAAUGCUUUUUGUGGAUGAAGUGAUGGAACUCGUUGAACUAGACAAUCUUAAGGACAUGAUUGUAGGGAUUCCUGGAGUUACAGGUUUAUCAACCCAACAAAGAAAAAGAUUGACAAUUGCAGUAGAGCUUGUUGCUAAUCCUUCAAUCAUAUUUAUGGAUGAACCAACAACUGGGCUCGAUGCAAGAGCAGCAGCAAUUGUUAUGAGAACAGUGAGAAAUACAGUGAACACGGGAAGAACCGUUGUCUGUACUAUUCAUCAGCCUGGUGUUGAUAUUUUUGAAGCUUUUGAUGAGUUGUUACUGAUGAAAACUGGAGGAGAAGUAAUUUAUGCGGGAGAGUUGGGUCUAAAAUCUGAGAAACUUGUUGAGUAUCUUGAGGGAAUUCCCGGGAUACCAAAAAUAGUAGAUGAUCAAAAUCCAGCAACAUGGAUGUUGGAAGUCACCUCAUCUGCAACAGAAUCACGACUCGGGAUUGAUUUCGUACAGCACUACAAGUCAUCAAGCGUUUAUCAAAGAAAUAAUGUUCUUGUGGAAGAAUUAAGAAUACCUCCUUCAGGAGCAAAAGAACUUUUUUUCUCCACAAAAUAUUCUGAGUCCAUGUGGGGACAAUUCAAGACUUGUAUAGAAAAACAAUGGAGGAGUUAUUGGAGAACCCCUGAUUAUAACCUUGUUAGAUUCUGCUUCACCCUUAUCACUGCACUCUUGAUCGGGUCAAUUUUUUGGAAAGUUGGUACCAAAAGGGAUAGCAGCACUGACCUGACAAUGAUUUUUGGGGGUCUGUAUGGUGCUGUUUUGUUUGCGGGAAUUAACAAUGGAAACACAGUACUGCCGAUAGUAGCCUUUGAACGAACAAUAUUUUAUCGAGAAAGAGCUGCUGGGAUGUAUUCAUCCUUACCGUAUGCCAUGGCACAGGUAAUUGUGGAAAUACCUUACGUGUUCUUUCAGACGGCAUAUUAUACUGUUAUUGUGUAUGCUAUGGUGAGCUUCGAAUGGACAAUAGCUAAAUACUUAUGGUUCUUCUUCAUACACUUUUUUACCUUUCUCUACUUCACAUACCUCGGGCUAAUGACUGUUUCACUCACUCCUAAUGAUCAACUCGCAUCCAUCCUCACAUCUGCUUUCUAUUCACUCUUUAAUCUCUUCUCGGGCUUCUUCAUCCCUAGACCGAAAAUUCCAAAAGUGGUGGGUAUGGUGUUAUUGGAUUUGCCCACUAGCAUGGACCUUUCAAGGAUUGAUUGCUUCACAAUAUGGUUAAAAGGUAGAUCAACUAAGCGACCAUGUCUUCCAUUUUUUUCACCGGCGACACUUCAGUCCGCCCUCUGCUUCUCGGUUUUAGCCAACGACUCCCAACCCACCGCACAGCCUUCUUCGCGCCCAAGGCCUGAAACCGUCAUCCGUCGUUCGCCCAACCGCAACGCCGGCGGAUGUGACUAUGGUGUUAUGAAUUUAUGA
Lactuca virosa is the source of this 3300-nucleotide messenger RNA. Lineage: Eukaryota; Viridiplantae; Streptophyta; Magnoliopsida; Asterales; Asteraceae. The record is from the annotation of a GenBank genome assembly.